AUGCCUGGGGAUCUUGUCCUACCACGGGCGUCGUCUCCGCCACCAACAGCGUGCGCUAUCUCAACAACCCCGAUCGUUGGCUCGACCAUUAUUCUGCUGGGCGCGUUCGCGUUGCUGGCGGUAAUGGGGAUCUCGGACAGCUCGCGGGUGGCUACAGCCAUCUUCCUGCACCACAUUGUGGUGCUGAGCAUCCUGUUCGUGUCGAGUGUGGUCUACGGCAUCAACCACCCGCACGUUUUUCGCGACAAUAUGCACUCGGAGUACCCGGCGGUGGACUUCGCGGGUUCCAUGCUGGACGGCAACGUGCUGACCGCAAUCUUCUUCGGUUUUGGAGCGUCCAUGCUGGGGAUCACGGGCUUUGAGUCGUCGUCGAAUUACGUGGAGGAACAAGCUCCAGGGGUCUUCCGCAAGACGUUGCGCAACAUGUGGGGUGUUCAACCGCUGGGAAGUUGGUUCGAGUCGUGGAUCUGCGUUGACGCGUUUGUGGUGCUAUGCGGUGCCGUGUUGACUUCGUACGUUGGCAUCUGCGGUCUCGUGCGUCGUCUAUCAACCGACCGCGUGUUGCCGAGCUUUCUGGCCAAGACGAACAAGGCGCGAGGCACGAACCACUACAUCGUCGGCAUCUACUUCCUGCUCUCGUCCAGUCUUGUGCUCAUUUUGAACGCGGACGCCACCACUGUGAACGGAGUCUACACGUACGCAUUCCUGGGUAUGAUGGCACUCUUCUCAUGCGCUUGCAUGCUGCUGAAGGGCAAGCGAUCGGAGAUUCCGGCGGACAUUCACGCGCCUUGGGCUGUGGUGGUGAUCGGCUUAUUGAUGGUUGUGAUCGCCAUUUUUGCGAAUCUUCUGGGUGAUCCGUCCGUCUUGAUGUACUUCGCGCUGUACUUCGUCGUGGUGGCCUUCGUGAUCUUCAUCAUGUUCGAGCGCGUGACGAUUCUUCACUGCGUCCUCGUCAUUUUGAGGAAGUUGGCUCCGUCACGGUAUGGUAAGGCGGCUGCAAUCGGUCUAGCGACGCAUCAACCGUCUCAAGAGGAGCACACGGGUGCUCGUGGCGGCCACACGAUCGCCCGCACCAUUGUCAGCAUCCGCGACGCCCCCAUCGUCUUCUUCUGCAAGGUGCCCGACCUCACGAUUAUCAACAAGGCCAUCAUCUACGUGCGUCGUAACGAGCAGACCCUCACGCUGCGCAUCGUGCACGUGUUCUCGGACGAGGAGGCGGACGCUCCGGUGCUCGCCUCGUUCCGCGAGAUGGCGGCGCUGUUCGACAGCAUGUACCCGAAGAUCCGCGUGGACUUCGUGUCGGUGCGCGGCGAGUUCGGUCCUGCGAUGAUCGAGUGGCUGUCUCGAUCGAUGAAGGUGCCGUUCGGUCCUGCGAUGAUCGAGUGGCUGUCUCGAUCGAUGAAGGUGCCGCGCAACAUGAUGUUCAUCACGCAGCCAGACUUCCUCUCAGCCGAGCGGGUGUCGACUGUGGGCGUUCGGGUCAUCACCGCGUAG
Messenger RNA from Phytophthora sojae, 1494 nucleotides. RefSeq lists its product as hypothetical. Gene Ontology annotation, molecular function: amino acid transmembrane transporter activity. The record is from RefSeq and is a predicted model, not a curated record. Bases 1 to 1494 code for a protein of 497 amino acids. The transcript has 2 exons. Gene Ontology annotation, cellular component: membrane. Gene Ontology annotation, biological process: amino acid transport; transmembrane transport. Lineage: Eukaryota; Oomycota; Peronosporomycetes; Peronosporales; Peronosporaceae.